Peromyscus eremicus (cactus mouse) is the source of this 2728-nucleotide messenger RNA. It is a transcript of the gene Vps8, whose product is annotated as VPS8 subunit of CORVET complex. Bases 76 to 2316 code for a protein of 746 amino acids. The record is from RefSeq and is a predicted model, not a curated record. Gene Ontology annotation, biological process: protein targeting to vacuole; endosomal vesicle fusion. The transcript is spliced from 25 exons. Lineage: Eukaryota; Metazoa; Chordata; Mammalia; Rodentia; Cricetidae. Gene Ontology annotation, cellular component: HOPS complex; early endosome; late endosome.
CUCCUCCAGGAUACGGUGCCAGUCAUAGUGGACUACUGCCUUCUGCUUCAGCGAAAGGAUCUUUUAUUUAGCCAAAUGUAUGACAAAUUAAGUGAAAACUCAGUGGCAAAAGGAGUGUUCUUGGAGUGCCUCGAGCCCUACAUUUUAAGCGACAGAUUGGUGGGGAUUACACCCCAGGUCAUGAAAGACUUGAUUGUUCAUUUCCAAGACAAAAAGCUAAUGGAAAAUGUGGAAGCCCUCAUUGUACACAUGGACAUCACCAGCCUAGACAUUCAGCAGGUGGUUCUCAUGUGUUGGGAGAAUCGUCUGUAUGAUGCCAUGAUCUAUGUCUACAACAGAGGCAUGAAUGAGUUCAUUAGCCCAAUGGAGAAACUUUUCAAAGUUAUUGCCCCUCCUCUGAAUGCAGGAAAAGCUCUUACAGAUGAGCAAGUUGUUAUGGGUAACAAGCUCCUGGUGUACAUCAGCUGUUGCCUGGCAGGUCGUGCCUACCCCCUCGGUGACAUCCCUGAAGAUCUUGUUCCCUUGGUGAAAAACCAGGUGUUUGAGUUUCUGAUUCGUCUGCAUUCCGUAGACGCGUCCUCCGAGGAAGAAGUCUAUCCUUAUGUUCGGACUUUGCUACAUUUUGACACAAGAGAAUUUCUGAAUGUAUUGGCACUGACCUUUGAAGAUUUUAAAAAUGACAAGCAAGCUGUGGAAUACCAACAACGCAUUGUGGAUAUUUUACUGAAAGUUAUGGUGGAGAAUUCAGACUUUACCCCAUCACAAGUGGGGUGUCUCUUUACAUUCCUCGCUCGGCAGCUUGCGAAGCCUGACAAUACCUUGUUUGUGAACAGAACUCUCUUUGAUCAAGUCCUCGGCUUCCUCUGCAGCCCUGACGAUGAUUCCCGCCACUCUGAGAGGCAGCAGAAAGCAAUGGAUCAUAUGGAGGAACUUGUGUCCCUGAAGCCCUGUAAAGCUGCUGAGCUGGUUGCUACUCACUUUUCUGGACAGAUUGAAAUAGUCAUUGGACAGCUUCAGAACCAGGUUUUGCUUUUCAAAUUUUUGAGGAGUCUUCUUGACCCAAGGGAGGGCGUUCAUGUCAAUCAGGAACUGCUGCAGAUACUGCCUUGUGUUACAGAGCGGUUCAUUGAGCUGCUCUGUCAGUUCAGUCCGGACCAAGUCAUAGAGACGCUGCAAGUCCUUGAGUGCUACCGUCUGGAGGAAACCAUUCAGAUCACACAAAAGUAUCAGCUCCAUGAAGUCACUGCAUAUCUGUUGGAGAAGAAAGGGGAUGUUCACGGUGCCUUCCUCCUGCUGCUGGAGAGACUGCAGAGCAGACUGCAAGAGAUAACACAGCAGGGGGGAAAUACCAAGGAGGCUUUUCCACUGAAGGGUGUUGAAGAUACCAUGGUAGAGACAAUUGCUCUUUGCCAGAGAAAUUCGCAGAAUUUGAAUCAGCAGCAACGAGAGGCACUAUGGUUUCCACUGUUGGAGGCAAUGAUGGCGCCACAGAAGCUCUCCGGCUCAGCUGCUCCUCAUCUGCACUGCGAAGCUCUGAAAUCUUUGACCAUGCAAGUUCUGAACAGUAUGGCGGCGUUCAUCGCCCUGCCGUCCAUCUUACAGAGAAUCCUGCAGGACCCAAUUUAUGGAAAAGGAAAACUUGGAGAAAUCCAGGGCCUUAUUCUGGGGAUGUUGGACACCUUUAACUAUGAGCAAACCUUGCUGGAAACCACGACCAGCCUUCUGAACCAAGACCUCCAUUGGUCACUGUGUAACCUCAGGGCUUCAGUCUCCAGAGGACUCAAUCCCAAACAGGACUACUGUUCUAUAUGUUUACAGCAGUACAAGAGACGCCAAGAAAUGGCUGAUGAAAUCAUUGUCUUCAGCUGUGGCCAUUUGUAUCAUUCAUUCUGUCUACAAAGCAAGGAAUGCACCCUGGAAAUUGAGGGCCAGACCAGAUGGACGUGUUACAAAUGCAGCUCAAGUAAUAGAGCGGGCAAAGUCAGUGAAAAUCCUUCUGAGAAUAAGAAAGGCCGGCUAACCUCCUCACAGGUGAAAACGUCGCCAUCAUAUCAUCAGUCGAAAGGGGAGCCUCCUGCCAGGAAGGCAAACUCCGAGCCAGCUCUGGAUCCACAGCAGAUGCAAGCCUUUGAUCAGCUCUGCCGCCUCUACCGAGGAAGUUCUCGGCUGGCCCUCCUGACGGAACUCUCCCAGAACCGCAGCGGCGACAGCUGUAGGCCGUUUGCGGGCUCCCAGAGCGGCCCUGCUUUCAACAGUGUCUUCCAGAACGAGAACUUCCAGCUGCAGCUCGCACCUCCGCCUGUGGCUGAAGACUGAGGCCUCCCUGGAAGAGCCCCGCACGCACUCCAUGGGGCAGGAGGGGCCUCCUGGACCGCCUCUGCCUCUGCCUCCCACACCCCUGCACAGAGGCCCUGAGGAGGGCCCUUGUACCCACCCUCCCAUCUCAGUGUGGUCUCCCUGUGGUAACAUCAGUCCAGCAGACGGGCCAGUUUCAUUUUGCUCGGAAUUCUGCCCAGCCCUUUAGAAAAUAACAUUUACCCAAUGGCAUUCCAUGUAAGUAACAUGGGAGUCGGGAGGGAGGGCACAUUGGCUGUGGAAAGCAAAGCUUGGCCUGGAAAGAGCAGCAGUUUGGGAACCAGCCAGGCCUGUUGAUGUUUGUGAAACCCCUGUGAGCAGGAGACCUGCCCUUCUAAACAAUAAACGUCUCAGUGUUUGAGUCCCACGUGCC